AUCAAAAACGAACGACAAAGUCAGUCAAUAAAGUUUCAAUAGUGAAAAUUCAUCACUUUAAUUGUGUUCAACCGUGAAUAUAACAACAAAAUGUCCGAAGCCUACUUUGAUGAAUAUGAGCAUUACAAUUUUGACCACAACAAGCACAUUCAUUCGGGACACAGUGGAAAACAACGUACCAAGAAGGAAGCUAGCGAUCAUACCAAUCACUUUGAUCCCAGCGGACAUUCCAGAAAAAUAUUAACCAAACUUAUGAACACUAACAACAACAAAAAGACUUGCAUGGCAAAGAAUUAAAACUAAAAUUUGAAAUUAAAAAGAGUAAACGAAUUUUAAAGUGCAUAAAGCAAAAAAAAAAGUAGUAAAGCAGACCUACGCGUUAAAAGUGGAUGAAAGUUUAGUUCAGAAAAAAGAAAUCAGAAAUCAGAAGAAGAAAAAGUUAAAUAAAAAAUAAGGAGUCAAUAAAAUUUGGCAACACAGCACACAACAAUUUAAAAGAAAAAAAAAAUAAUUAAAAAAAAAGCAAUAAGGUAAGGAACAGCCAAACACUUGUGAAAGCUGCAACGCAGACGACACAGGUUUUGGUCUGUUUCCUUCAGAAAACUAAAGAUUUAGCAAUUAACGUAACAAGAAAAAAUUAUUAA
Messenger RNA from Teleopsis dalmanni, 644 nucleotides. RefSeq names its product nuclear protein 1. Gene Ontology annotation, cellular component: nucleus. Lineage: Eukaryota; Metazoa; Arthropoda; Insecta; Diptera; Diopsidae. The transcript has a single exon. Bases 91 to 297 code for a protein of 68 amino acids. The record is from RefSeq and is a predicted model, not a curated record. Gene Ontology annotation, biological process: negative regulation of cell population proliferation; regulation of transcription by RNA polymerase II; negative regulation of cell cycle.